Molecule: messenger RNA, 987 nt
Organism: Candida dubliniensis CD36
Lineage: Eukaryota; Fungi; Ascomycota; Pichiomycetes; Serinales; Debaryomycetaceae
Product: TOR complex subunit
Exons: 1
Coding region: 1-987 (328 amino acids)
Biological process (GO): regulation of actin cytoskeleton organization; TOR signaling
Cellular component (GO): TORC1 complex; TORC2 complex
Molecular function (GO): protein binding
Source: RefSeq, a predicted model, not a curated record
AUGUCAGUCAUAUUAGCUUCAGCAGGGUAUGAUCAUACCAUACGAUUUUGGGAUGCCUUGACUGGAGUAUGUUCAAGAACUAUUCAACAUCAGGAAUCACAAGUGAAUCGAUUAGAAAUAACAUCCGAUAAACGAUUUUUGGCAGCAGCAGGGAAUCUAUAUGUCAAAUUAUAUGAUAUAAGACAGACAGGGAAUUCUGGAAAUGGAACAAAUGGCACAACAGGUACUUCAACUUCAACGAGUUCAUCAAAUCAAAACAAUUCUAAUAAUAACCCUGUGAUGACGUUUGAAGGACACAAAAAUAAUGUCACUUCAUUACAAUUCCAAGCUGAUAACAAAUGGAUGGUUACUUCACUGGAAGAUGGAACGGUUAAAGUAUGGGAUGUGAGGUCACCAUCAGUGCAAAGAAAUUACAAACAUCAAUGUCCUGUUAAUGAAGUUGUCAUCCAUCCAAAUCAAGGUGAGUUAAUAAGUUGUGACCAAGAUGGUAAUAUUCGAGUGUGGGAUUUAGGAGAAAACCUGUGUACCCAUCAUUUGAUUCCUGAAGACGAUGUGCCCAUCAACUCAUUAUCAGUGGCCAGUGAUGGAUCCAUGUUAGUUGCAGGAAACAAUAAGGGGAAUUGCUAUGUAUGGAAAAUGCAAAACCAAAGAGACGCAACUGUUUUGACUCCAGUAACGAAAUUUAGAUCUCAUCUGAAAUAUAUAACGAGAGUGUUAUUACUGACAGAUAUGAAACAUUUGGCAACUUGUUCUGCUGAUCAUACGGCCAGAAUUUGGUCAACAGAACAAAAUUUCAAUUUGGAAACUACUUUACAAGGACAUCAACGUUGGGUAUGGGAUUGUGCUUUUAGUGCUGAUAGUGCAUAUUUGGUGACAGCGUGCUCUGACCAUUAUGUUAGAUUGUGGGACUUGUCAAAUAGUGAAACCGUGAGACAAUAUAAUGGACAUCAUAAAGGUGCCGUAUGUGUAGCAUUAAAUGAUGUAUAG